Penicillium argentinense is the source of this 1884-nucleotide messenger RNA. Its product is annotated as sugar porter family MFS transporter. Gene Ontology annotation, molecular function: myo-inositol:proton symporter activity. Bases 1 to 1884 code for a protein of 627 amino acids. The record is from RefSeq and is a predicted model, not a curated record. The transcript is spliced from 6 exons. Gene Ontology annotation, biological process: transmembrane transport. Gene Ontology annotation, cellular component: membrane. Lineage: Eukaryota; Fungi; Ascomycota; Eurotiomycetes; Eurotiales; Aspergillaceae.
AUGGCGGCCCGUGUCACCAAGGAUGUCCUUGGAGGCAUGACAAACAACCUCACGGGGGAGAUUCAGAAUCCCCUCGAGGGUUUGAGUCGCCAACAGCUGAAAGAAGACGUUAACGCAUAUGCAGCCCAGCAUGAACUUACCGAUCUCACAGAACUCCUUCAGAAGGGCGCUCUUGUUGGCCAAAACCCGACUGGAAUCGACACCAUCACGGAACUGACUGAGGGAGACUGCCAGAUUCUUCAUGAAGAAGUGACUCGCCGUUGGAAGCAUCCCUGGGCGCUGUAUUACACCAUCGUCCUCAACUCCAUCGCCGCAGCCAUUCAAGGCUGGGAUCAGACUGGCUCGAACGGUGCCAAUUUGACCUUCGACCGCGUCUUCGGUAUCCCCAACAACAGCCCCUACUGCGCGACCAAGUCCGAGUGUGAUCGUAACCAGUGGAUUGUCGGCUUCAUAAAUGCCGUUCCUUACAUCACCAUUGCCCUUUUUGCCGGUUGGUUGUCGGACCCCCUUAACCACUUUUUCGGCCGGAAAGGGUGCAUCUUCAUCGCAGCUGUCUUUAGUCUUCUUGCUCCUAUUGGGUCGGCCCUCACCCAGCACUGGGGCCAGCUCGUUGCCUGCCGAGUGCUCCUGGGGAUUGGGAUGGGUCUCAAGGAAGUCACCGUCCCUGUCUACUCCGCCGAAAAUGCCCCCACCAACGUUCGAGGUGGCCUCGUCAUGUCCUGGCAGCUUUGGACAGCAUUCGGGAUUUUCCUGGGUACGUGCGCAAACCUGGCUGUUGCAAAUACCGGUGAUAUCUCCUGGCGUCUACAACUUGGAUCGGCAUUCAUUCCCGCGGUGCCCUUGCUGAUUGGAAUCCCCUGGUGCCCGGAGUCUCCACGCUGGUUGAUUACCAAAGGAAAGCACCGCAAGGCAUAUGCCUCUCUUCUUCGUCUCCGCAACAGUCCGCUUCAAGCCGCCCGAGAUCUUUACAUGAUCCAUGCCCAGCUUGGUAUGGAGAAGGAAAUGCUUGAGCAGUCCGGCUUCGCCAAGACAAAUAAUAUGUUCACCCGUUUCAUAGAACUGUUCACGGUUCCUCGACUUCGUCGUGCGACACAGGCAUCAGGAAUUGUUAUGAUUGCUCAACAGAUGUGCGGCAUCAACAUCAUUGCGUUCUACUCUUCAACGAUCUUCAGUCUCGCCGGUGCCAAUAAUAUCCAUGCGCUUCUUGCUUCAUGGGGAUUUGGCUUGAUCAACUUCAUCUUUGCAUGGCCCGCGGUGUGGACAAUUGAUACUUUUGGUCGCCGCGGCUUGCUUCUGUUCACUUUCCCCAAUAUGUGCUGGACUCUGCUGGCUGCUGGAUUCUGUUUCUGGAUUCCCAAGAGCAGCAAUGCUCACCUAGGAAUGAUCGCAUUCUUCAUCUACAUCUUCGAUGCCUUCUAUUCUCCCGGAGAAGGACCCGUCCCCUUUACCUACUCGGCCGAGGUUUUUCCUCUCUCUCAUCGCGAGGUCGGUAUGGCCUGGGCCGUCGCUACCAACAAUUUCUGGGCUGCGGCACUGUCUCUCACUUUUCCUUACAUGCUGCGUGCCCUGACUCCACAAGGCGCUUUUGGGUUCUACGCAGGUUUGAACAUUAUCGCAUUGAUUCUGAUAUUUUUCUUCCUACCUGAGACUAAGCAGCGCUCACUGGAGGAGCUGGAUUAUGUCUUCGGCGUACCUACUCGGACCCAUGCCAAGUACCAACUGACCCAAGUGCUCCCUUGGUGGGUCAAGCGUUACAUCUUGGGGCGCAAGAGCCUGAAUUCUCCUUCGCUUUACCGUUAUGAUGGAGUGGCUGGCACAGGGUUGACUGAGAUCCAAGGAAUUCUGGAGGUCACUGCCGACAAAGAGGCCUCAAAGGCUGUCUGA